AAUGAUUUAAAAUUAAUGUCCUAUGCAUUUAUCUUCACUCUUAUGAGGGCUGUGAAGUGAUAACCUAACACCACUGUUUACCCAACACCUGUAUGAGCUAGCGUAGAUAUUACUCUGCUGUCCUCUAUUCUACCCCACAGCUACUGGAGUUCCCAGCCAGAAUCUUUAGUUAAAUGAGAUCAUGAUUCUGGAAGGAAGUGGUGUGAUGAAUCUCAAUCCCAACAGCAAUCUCCUCCAUCAGCAGCCUUCCUGGACAGAUGGCUACCCCACGUGCAAUGUUUCUAAUGGAUUUUUUGGAAGUCAGUGGCACGAGAUACAUCCUCAGUAUUGGACCAAGUACCAGGUGUGGGAAUGGCUCCAGCAUCUCCUGGACACCAAUCAACUGGAUGGCAGCUGCAUUCCUUUUCAGGAGUUUGAUAUCAAUGGUGAACACCUGUGCAGUAUGAGCUUGCAAGAAUUCACCCGGGCAGCUGGAACAGCUGGGCAGCUCCUUUACAGCAACCUGCAGCAUCUAAAAUGGAAUGGUCAGUGUGGCAGUGAUCUAUUCCAGUCAACACACAAUGUCAUUGUUAAGACAGAACAAACAGAUCCUUCAAUCAUGGCGACUUGGAAAGAAGAGAAUUAUUUAUAUGACACCAACUAUGGUAGUACAGUAGAAUUAUUGGACAGUAAAAGUUUUUGCCGAGCCCAGAUUUCCAUGACAACUACUGGACACCUUCCUCUUGAUUCUCCUGAUAUGAAAAAGGAGCAAGAACACCCUCCGAAAUCCCAUACCAAAAAGCACAAUCCCCGAGGGACUCACCUCUGGGAGUUUAUCCGAGAUAUUCUCCUGAAUCCAGACAAGAACCCGGGGUUAAUAAAAUGGGAAGACAGGUCUGAGGGCAUCUUCAGAUUCUUGAAAUCGGAGGCAGUGGCUCAGCUGUGGGGAAAGAAGAAAAACAACAGCAGCAUGACAUAUGAAAAACUGAGCCGUGCCAUGAGAUACUAUUAUAAGAGAGAAAUUCUGGAACGAGUUGAUGGACGGAGACUGGUAUAUAAAUUUGGAAAGAAUGCACGUGGGUGGAGAGAAAAUGAAAACUAAAGAUGUCGACAGUUUAAACCAAAAAUGAAACACACACAACCACCAACUGCAAAGCAACAAUUCCUGGGCGUAAAUAUUUCAGAGACUAUUUCCUUCUAUUUAUGUACCAAAAGGGAAAAAAAAUCUACUUCUAAAGGAGGAAGGAUCAUUACAGUUGUUAAAAUUAUUUUGUUAUUUGAAGUAUGUCCUGUAUGGGGAAAAAAUGUACACAGUUUUCUGUGAAAUAUGAUGCAGUACGUGGUUCUGAUUUAUU
Molecule: messenger RNA, 1334 nt
Organism: Tachyglossus aculeatus (Australian echidna)
Lineage: Eukaryota; Metazoa; Chordata; Mammalia; Monotremata; Tachyglossidae
Gene: EHF
Product: ETS homologous factor
Exons: 9
Coding region: 182-1081 (299 amino acids)
Biological process (GO): cell differentiation; regulation of transcription by RNA polymerase II
Cellular component (GO): nucleus
Molecular function (GO): sequence-specific DNA binding; DNA-binding transcription factor activity, RNA polymerase II-specific
Source: RefSeq, a predicted model, not a curated record